This is a messenger RNA of Peronospora belbahrii, 1704 nucleotides long. The record is from the annotation of a GenBank genome assembly. NCBI's taxonomy places the organism in Eukaryota, Oomycota, Peronosporomycetes, Peronosporales, Peronosporaceae.
AUGCAAAGGCUCUUGCAGCGCUCCUUGCGUGUCUCGACUGGACUACGACGGUCUUCUCAUUGUUUAUCCUCACUGACGCAUGAAGUAACGACUCGCGCGUUCUUCGUAGAUCAUCCUCGUCUACGUAUUGCACUCGUGGGUCGCACAAACGUGGGAAAGAGCACGCUCUUUAAUCGUCUGACCAAGACACGCUCAGCCAUUGUACAUGAUGUUCCAGGGACGACACGUGAUCGACGUUAUGCUCGCUCAAGUAUUGCUGGAUUAGAAUUGGAUGUGAUUGAUACUGGAGGAUUGGAAGAUGCACCUGCUGGGACGUUAGAGGAAGGAAUGCUGGAACAAACGAGACUUGCUGUACAUGAAGCUGAUCUUGUCUUUUUCUUAGUAGAUGGACGACAAGGAAUUACACCCGUGGAUAUGCAUUUUUCUCGUUGGUUACGUCGAGAGAAUGCGAAAGCAUCAAUUCAUGUAGUAGCAAAUAAAUUGGAGGGAGAUCCAGAGCGUUGGGAGAAUGAAUUGAAUGAUUGUUACGAGUUGGGAAUGGGAGGAGCUAUUCCAUUGUCUGCAGAGCAUGGAGAAGGCAUUCCAUUGCUAUUAGAUGAGAUUAUUCCAUUGUACGAGAAAUUUGAAAAGAACAAACAGGAAGAGCAAGCACAAGUACAGAAGAAGGAAGAAGAAGAACAGGAGAAGGAUGAUCCUCGAACGAUCAAGCUUGCUAUUGUUGGUCGCCCCAAUGUGGGCAAGUCUACACUGCUCAACAAGAUUGUGCGCAACGAUCGUGUUCUCACAGGUCCCGAACCUGGAGUGACGCGUGAUUCGGUGGAAGUGCCAUGGACAUUCCACGGACGACCCAUCAAGCUCGUGGAUACGGCAGGUAUUCGACGAUAUAGCAAGCGCGAUCACAACGAUCAGAUUGAGAAUCUGUCAGUGCGCGAUGCGUUUCGUGCUAUCGACUCGGCUCAGGUUGUAGUCGUGGUCGUGGAUAUGAGCGAGCCCAAACUCAUUCAUAUGGACCUGACCAUCGCUCAACGCGUGAUCGAAGAAGGCCGUGCGCUGGUGCUUGCAGCCAAUAAGAGCGAUCUUGCAGGUGCUCGCACUGAGUUUGAGAUGCAGCGUAUUCAGAACGAGUUGCAGGAUUCGCUUGCACAGGUGCGAGGCGUGCCUGUGGUUCCUAUCUCGGCGCUCACGGGCAAUGGCAUCAAAAAUCUAGUGCCGGCAGUACUGAAGGCGUAUGAAAAGUGGGAUCUUCGUAUUACCACUGGCCGCUUGAACCGAUGGCUUAAGGCGAUGUCACGGCAUCACCCGCCUCCAACGAUCAAAGGCAAGACGUUGAACGUCAAGUACGCGACACAAGUCAAGUCUCGCCCGCCCACAUUUGCAGUAUUCGUGAGCAAUCCAUCUGACAUGCCCGAGGCAUACCAGCGGUUUCUACUGAGCCAACUGCGCGAGGAGUUUGACAUGGUGGGUGUGCCUGCUCGUCUACUACUGCGUGGAAACAAGGAGAACCCGUUUGAGAAGCGCAAGAAAUUUCAGCAGCGCACCAGCAGUGUAUUGUAUGGCAAACAGCGUCAAGCGCACAAGUCUGUGGAUGAGUCGACAUUGGCUACUGCUUCGCCCGUGCUAAAAGAUGGUAAGAAGUCUUUGUCUCUGACUAGAAAGCAGAAGACUGGACACUUUAUUCCACGUCGUUUCAAGGGGAAGAAGUAA